AGGUAUUCAAUAUAAACACGGGUACGACAUACCUCUGUGGCCAUAUACGGUACGCUGUAGAUUCUGACGUACGGUUUCCCAGGUACAUCAAAUAGAAACCUGAUAUGACAGCUGAUAAGGAGUCAACCAGGUGUUAUUAAAAAUGUUAAGACUGGUCAUUGAUCAUUUCUGAUCGAUAAAUGGAAAUCUAAUUUUCCGUUUUGGAAACGCGACUAGCGGUUUUGGAGAUCAAUCGAGAAUUCGUUGCAUCAAAGAUUUCACCUGAAGCAGGUAGAAAAUUCUUUGCUCGCUGAUAAGGAAAAUAGACUUAAAAUGUGACUUUACUGGAUUCGAGGAUUUUUUUUAAAAACUAGAGCCGAGUUUACGAGUUGUGCAUCCUGUUUGGUAUCUAUAGAUCGAGGGCAAGAUUUGUGAAUUCAAAAGGAUUACUUUAUUCUAAAUCCGCCAUUGUGUUUAGCAGGAGACGCAAGGAUCAGCCUGAACCAAAGGCAAAGUUUUAACGCAAUUAUUGAAGUGCUGGAAAAUGUUAUUAAUUAAUUUCUGAAUUAAUUAAUGAUCGUUAAGUGUUUAAUAGACGAAAAAAGUAAACACAUUGGCAUGUAAGUAAUAAAUCGCUGCAGACUUUCCAACAGGAUUAAGCACUUUAAUCUCAGAACAAAGCUCAGGGUGCAAUCGUACAUGUUGUGGUCGUGAAUUUUAUAUGUAUAUUCUAGAAACAAAGGAAAAUGCAUGUGUCACUAAAUGAUUCGUCAUUCAAGAAAAAGCAUAGCAAACAGUGAAACAAGUAAUUAGAUUGUUUCAAGUCGUUCAACGAUGCCAGCCUUAGAGAGUCCGAGUUUCAGCUCGUCUCGUAUACAGAGAGCCUACCGAAUAAAUAAUAUAGAGUAUGCAAAACUUCAGGGAAAAUUGAACUUGUUGGAGAAGGAGAAAAUUCACUCCAAACGAGUGAUAAAUCAGGAUAUACGACUGAUCUCUUUGACUUUGGACUACAUCAACAACUGUAGCGGCCACAGCCCGGAGGGACUGGCGCCGGACUCCGAGGAGGAGUACGAACGGGAGGAUGAAGGGCCGUGUUUCAUGUAUGGAGAGCGGAUCGUAAGUCGGAAGAAGAGGCGGUUCAAACGCUCUCAGUCGGCGGCCGAAAACAGCAGGAGUUCCGGCAGUUUGUCAUCCAUUCCUUCUUCACUUCCCGCUUCCAUUCGUCCACAGAGCAGUCCGGUCGGCCGGGCGACAUUUGUGACGACAUUAAAUGCAAAAGAUAGCGCGCGUGACAAUGAUCCUUAUUCGGACAAGGAGUCCGUGCAUUCCGAGAGUACUUCUUUGUCCUGGAUGUCUGAAUCUUCUAGCCUUACUCGGAAACUCAUAAAAGCAAAUCGCGGACGACCAAGGCGGGAAAGUCUGCAUGAAAAAGGAACUCGGCGCAUGCGCAGUCACAGUUCCGCUAAUAUACAGUCUCUUCCCAGACAGUUGAUGCCAGUUGAUGGCGGGAAAAGCGGUGCUCACGAUGAACGGCGCGCCUCAACUGCCAUGGCAAGGAAUGCCGGGAUUUCUGAGAUUCUGAAUCAGAGGCGACCGACAUUGACUUCCGAUGCUUGGAAAUCUCAUCUUGCCGGACAAAAUAAGCAUGGUGCUGCUCCAAUGACCAUGGCUUCUCAAAGACAGAGAAUCAUGGACUACAAACUUCAGGUGAACGAAGAGAGAAAGAGUGCUGUCAACCAAAAGUUUAAAGACUUCAUGAAGAAGAUUGGAUAAGUAAACCGUUCAUAGUGUGUUUGUGUGCCAAUCAUUGUUGUUAUUACAAUCAUUUCAUACCAAAGCUAAUUUAUUUAAGCUUGUAUUCAUACAUUGUACGAAAUUCCAUUUCAUUCUUAUAAAAGUUAUUCCAUUUAAUGUUAUGCACUAGCAACUGAAUCUACAAAUAAAGAUAUAAUGUGAGACAUUGAUGAAUAAUAAACAAUUGUGCAUUUAG
Molecule: messenger RNA, 1969 nt
Organism: Magallana angulata
Lineage: Eukaryota; Metazoa; Mollusca; Bivalvia; Ostreida; Ostreidae
Exons: 2
Coding region: 814-1752 (312 amino acids)
Source: RefSeq, a predicted model, not a curated record